UGCGGUGAGGCGAGCGAACUGCUUUCAUAGGCAUGGACAUGGUGCAAGAUGUGAUGCUUCUGGGAGCAUGUAUAUGGUAGCAUUUGGGGUGUUCCAACUGAUUCUGUCGCAGUUGCCGAGCUUGGAGAACAUAACAUGGCUCUCUGUGGUGGCGGUGGCGACAUCAUUUGGUUAUUCCUUCAUCAGCCUUGGCCUCUGUAUUGGUAAAUGGGUGUCUCAUGGAGACUUUAGAGGGACAUUAGCUGGUGCUACUGAUGGAUCAUCUGGUGACAAGGCAUUUAAUGUGCUCCUCGCCCUUGGAAACAUGGCUUUUUCUUAUACUUUUGCUGAUGUCUUGAUUGAGAUACAGGACACAUUGAAGUCACCACCUCCAGAGAACAAGACCAUGAAGAAGGCGACGUUCUACGGACUUGGGCUAAGCACCAUCUUCUACCUAUCCCUUGGUUGCAUAGGAUAUGCUGCAUUUGGAAAUGAUGCUCCUGGUAACAUCCUCACUGGCUUUGGAUUCUAUGAGCCCUUCUGGCUUGUCGACAUAGCCAAUAUAUGUGUCAUAGUUCAUCUCAUUGGGGCAUACCAGGUCUAUGCGCAACCAAUCUUCUUCCGGUUUGAGAACUAUAUUGCCUCUAGGUGGCCAGAAGCCAAGUUCAUUCACACAACCUACUAUGUCAGAGUGCCAUUUACAGAGGUUGGCUCACUGAGCUUUACGCUGUCGAAGCUUGUCCUGCGAACUAUCUUCAUCAUGUUCACGACUCUGGUCGCCAUGCUGCUGCCUUUCUUUAAUGCAGUUCUAGGCCUUAUUGGUGCUUUAGGCUUCUGGCCACUAUCAGUUUAUUUUCCAGUGGGCAUGCACAUGGCUCAGAAAAAGAUCAGAAGGGGAGCACCAAAAUGGUUCUUGUUGCAGGGUCUUAGUUUCCUUUGUCUACUAAUCUCUCUUGCUGCAAGCAUUGGCUCUGUGGCUGAUAUUGUACAUAACCUUAAGGUUGCUGCUCCUUUCAAGACUGUUUACUAGGGGUGUGCUGAUGAAUCCACACAUCGCAUUUUGCUGUUGCUGCUGGAAUUAACUGUGAUGUAAGGAAAUUAUUAUGAGAAGCCAAAUAUGAAUCUAAAAAAUAUUGGAUUCUGCCAUGCAGUUAGUAC
Molecule: messenger RNA, 1137 nt
Organism: Elaeis guineensis (African oil palm)
Lineage: Eukaryota; Viridiplantae; Streptophyta; Magnoliopsida; Arecales; Arecaceae
Source: RefSeq, a predicted model, not a curated record